Messenger RNA from Lotus japonicus, 1938 nucleotides. RefSeq names its product berberine bridge enzyme-like D-2. Lineage: Eukaryota; Viridiplantae; Streptophyta; Magnoliopsida; Fabales; Fabaceae. The transcript has a single exon. The record is from RefSeq and is a predicted model, not a curated record. Gene Ontology annotation, molecular function: FAD binding; oxidoreductase activity. Bases 194 to 1885 code for a protein of 563 amino acids.
AAUUCAACCUUCCAAUUGCAAUUUUAUUCUAUGGCCGGCUACAACGUAUGCAUAGUUGCUACGUUUCUCCAUCCUCUCUUGUCUUAAACCAUUUAACUCAUUCAUUCUCCAGUGCCUAUCAACUUCAACUUCUCCUGUUCCAAUUAUUGACCACCAUUUUCCUCAGUCUCACAUUCACAAGUAAACUUAAGCCAUGUUCAACUUCCUCCAAAGAUUAUGCCUUCUAUGUUAUUGUUUCUUUUUGUUAUCUUUUGAUGUAUCUCUGUGUUCAUCUGAUUCACUAAGAAACUUCACUUCUUGUUUGGACAAUCACAAAAUCAAAAACUUUACCACCUUCCCUUACAAUGAACAUGACUCUGCUUAUAACUACUUCAAGAUUCUCAAUUUUUCCAUUCAAAACUUAAGGUUUGCAGAGCCUAAGCUUCCUAAGCCAAUAGCCAUUGUACUGCCAGAGAGUUUGAAGCAGCUGCAGAAAAGUGUAGCAUGUUCUAAAGAAGCCUCCCUAGAGAUCAGAGUAAGAAGUGGUGGCCAUAGCUAUGAAGGAACUUCCUCAGUUGCUGAUGACGACACCCGUUUUGUCAUCAUUGACAUGAUGAACUUAAACCAUGUUAGGGUGGACAUGGAGACUGAGACAGCAUGGGUUGAAGGUGGUGCCACACUGGGAGAGACUUACUAUGCAAUCUCCCAAUCAAGUGGUGUGCAUGGAUUCUCAGCAGGGUCAUGUCCAACUGUAGGAGUUGGAGGGCAUGUUGGUGGUGGUGGAUUUGGGCUGUUGUCAAGAAAAUAUGGUCUUGCAGCAGAUAAUGUGGUAGAUGCUCUUCUUGUUGAUGCUGAUGGAAAAUUGUUAGAUAAAGAAACCAUGGGAGAGGAUGUGUUUUGGGCUAUUAGAGGAGGAGGGGGUGGUCUUUGGGGGAUUGUUUAUGCUUGGAAAAUCAAGCUGUUGAAAGUGCCACAAGUUGUAACAAGUUUCAUUGCGUCUAGGAAAGGCACAAAAAGUCAUGUUGCUAAGUUAGUUCACAAAUGGCAAUAUGUGGCACCCAAAUUGGAAGAUGAUUUCUACUUGUCAUGCUUUGUUGGUGCAGGUUUGCCCGAGGCUAAAACUAUAGGCAUAUCAGCAACAUUUAAAGGGUUUUAUCUUGGUCCUAGGGACAGUGCUAUAUCCAUUCUAAACCAAACUUUUCCUGAAUUGGGUGUUGUGCAAGAAGAAUGUAGAGAAAUGAGUUGGAUUGAGUCAAUUGUUUUCUUCUCUGGAUUAGGUGAUGGAGCCUUGGUCCCUGACUUGAAGAACAGGUAUAUGCAAGAUAAAGAAUAUUUCAAGGCAAAAUCAGAUUUUGUGAGGAUCCAUGUCCCUCUUGUAGGCAUAGAAACUGCACUGGAAAUUCUUGAAAAGGAGCCUAAAGGGCAAAUCGUUAUGGACCCUUAUGGUGGGAUGAUGCAUAAUAUAAGCAGUGAAUCCAUUGCUUUUCCACACAGAUCAGGAAACCUGUUUACAAUUCAGUACCUGAUCUAUUGGAAAGAAGCUGACAAUGACAAAAGCAGUGAUUAUAUUGAUUGGAUUAGAGGAUUCUAUGCUUCUAUGACUCCUUUUGUUUCAUGGGGUCCAAGGGCUGCAUAUAUUAAUUACAUGGAUUUUGACCUUGGAGUGAUGGAGAAGAUUAGCAAUGGUGCUAGUGCAAAAGAUGCAGUUGAAAAAGCUAAGGUUUGGGGUGAAAAGUACUUCUUGAGUAACUACGGCAGAUUGGUGAUGGCCAAGACUCAGGUUGAUCCUAGCAAUGUUUUCACCAAUGAACAAGGCAUUCCUCCCAUGUCUUUUACUAGUUUCAAUGCUAAAGGGGAGUACAAAAAGGAUGCUAUAUUUGUUAAAGGGUCUACCAUGUUGAUUUGAAUUAUGUGUUAUCACUGAUUAUGUGCAUCUAUAAGUAAAAUGCAUUUCAUUUA